UGUUUCGAGCAAGAUGGUCGAAAUGACGACCAUGAUGAACAACGGCGACUAUAUGGAGCAAGAGGAAGAAUGGGAGAGAGAGGGAUUACUCGAUCCGGCUUGGGAGAAACAACAACGAAAGACAUUUACAGCUUGGUGCAAUUCUCACCUUCGUAAAGCCGGCACUGGAAUCGAAAACAUCGAAGAUGAUUUCCGCAACGGUCUCAAGUUGAUGCUCUUGCUGGAGGUGAUCUCCGGUGAAACGUUGCCCAAACCCGACCGAGGCAAAAUGCGUUUCCACAAGAUCGCCAACGUCAACAAGGCGCUGGAUUUCAUCGCCAGCAAAGGCGUCAAGCUCGUUUCCAUCGGAGCUGAAGAAAUCGUUGACGGCAACACCAAGAUGACUUUGGGCAUGAUUUGGACCAUCAUUUUGCGUUUCGCCAUCCAAGACAUUUCCGUCGAGGAGAUGACGGCCAAAGAGGGCCUCUUGCUUUGGUGCCAGCGCAAGACGGCGCCCUACAAGAACGUCAACGUCCAAAACUUCCACCUUAGCUUCAAGGAUGGCCUUGCCUUCUGUGCCUUGAUUCACCGCCACCGUCCCGAUCUAAUACCCAACUAUAACCAGCUGUCCAAGGAUAAUCCUUUGGAAAAUCUUAACUUGGCUUUUGAUGUGGCUGAGAAGUAUCUGGACAUCCCCCGCAUGUUGGACCCUGAAGAUAUGAUCAACACCCCCAAGCCGGAUGAGCGUGCAAUCAUGACGUACGUUUCGUGCUACUACCACGCCUUCCAGGGUGCCCAGCAGGCGGAAACCGCAGCUAAUCGCAUCUGCAAAGUGCUCAAGGUUAACCAGGAGAAUGAGCGCCUCAUGGAAGAAUAUGAGCGUCUGGCCAGCGACCUUCUGGAAUGGAUCAAACGAACUCUGCCGUGGCUCGAGUCCCGUCAAACGGACAAUUCGUUGGCCGGCGUGCAGAAGAAAUUGGACGAGUACCGACAAUACCGCCGCAAGCACAAGCCUCCCCGUGUUGAACAGAAGGCCAAGUUGGAGACCAACUUCAACACGCUGCAGACCAAGUUGCGUUUGUCCAAUCGACCUGCUUACAUGCCCACCGAAGGCAAAAUGGUUUCGGAUAUCGCCAAUGCUUGGAAAGGUUUGGAAGGAUGCGAGAAAUCAUUUGAGGAGUGGCUCCUCUCUGAAAUGAUGAGACUGGAACGUUUGGACCAUUUGGCCCAGAAGUUCAAGCACAAAUCCGAUAUCCAUCAGGGAUGGACUCAAGGCAAGGAAGAGAUGCUUUCCUCUCAGGAUUUCCGCUCGUGCCGCUUGCCGGAACUGAAGGCUCUGAAGAAGAAGCACGAAGCCUUCGAAAGCGACUUGGCUGCUCACCAGGAUCGCGUCGAGCAAAUUGCUGCCAUCGCGCAAGAGCUCAAUGCGCUGGAUUAUCACGACACGGCCACGGUUAACGCCCGCUGUCAGCUUAUUUGCGACCAGUGGGAUCGGUUAGGAUCGCUGACCCAGUCGCGUCGCCAAGCUUUGGAGGAGGCCGAACGAGUGCUCGAAAAGAUUGAUCAACUUCAUUUGGAGUUUGCCAAGAGGGCCGCGCCUUUCAACAACUGGUUGGAUGGAGCACGCGAGGAUUUGGUGGAUAUGUUCAUCGUUCACACGAUGGAAGAAAUCCAGGGCUUGCUCGAUGCCCAUGAACAGUUCAAAGCCACUCUUGGUGAGGCCGACAAAGAAUACCAAUCAAUUGUUGGUUUGGUUCAACAAGUUGAAUCGAUUGCCAAGCAGCACAGCAUCCCCGGCGGCUUGGAUAACCCGUACACCAGUCUUACGGCCAAGGAUGAAUCAUCACCCAAGGACAUUACUUCCAAGUGGGCGGAAGUCCGUCAGUUGGUUCCGCAAAGGGACGGUACUCUGCAACAAGAGUUGCGUAAACAGCAAAACAACGAGCUUAUGCGUCGCCAAUUUGCCGAAAAGGCUAACUCUGUCGGACCAUGGAUCGAGCGUCAAAUGGACGCCGUGGCCUCUAUCGCUAUGGGAAUGCAGGGCUCUUUGGAGGAUCAGUUGGUGCGUUUGAAGGAAUACGAGCAGAAUGUCUACGCCUACAAGUCGCACAUGGAAGAGUUGGAGAAGCUCAACCAGGGCAUCCAAGAAUCGAUGGUCUUCGAAAACCGUUACACGCAAUACACGAUGGAGACGCUGCGAGUUGGCUGGGAGCAGUUGCUCACCUCCAUCAACCGCAACAUCAACGAAGUUGAAAACCAGAUUUUGACGCGCGAUUCUAAAGGUAUCACGCAGGAGCAGUUGAACGAAUUCCGAAGCUCGUUUAACCACUUUGACAAGAACCGCGUCGGUCACCUGAAGCCCGAUGAGUACAAGUCAUGUCUGGUCAGCUUGGGAUAUUCCCUGGGCAAGGACAAGCAGGGCGAGAUUGACUUCCAACGCAUCAUGGCCAUCGUUGAUCCCAAUAACAGCGGCUACGUUCUUUUCGACGCUUUCCUCGAUUUUAUGACCCGAGAGUCCACCGACUCGGACACGGCCGAACAGGUGAUUGAUUCGUUCCGCAUUUUGGCUGGUGACAAACCUUUCAUUUUGCCGGAUGAGUUGCGUCGUGAAUUGCCACCCGACCAGGCCGAAUACUGCAUCCAGCGCAUGCAGCCGUACAAGGGCACGGACGGUUCACCUGGAGCGUUGGACUACAUGUCCUUCUCCACAGCGCUUUACGGCGAAUCUGAUCUGUAAAAA
Molecule: messenger RNA, 2719 nt
Organism: Daphnia carinata
Lineage: Eukaryota; Metazoa; Arthropoda; Branchiopoda; Diplostraca; Daphniidae
Gene: Actn
Product: alpha-actinin, sarcomeric
Exons: 18
Coding region: 14-2716 (900 amino acids)
Biological process (GO): actin cytoskeleton organization; muscle cell development
Cellular component (GO): cortical actin cytoskeleton; Z disc; cell projection
Molecular function (GO): actin filament binding; calcium ion binding
Source: RefSeq, a predicted model, not a curated record